UAUGGCUGCUGUGGCACCAUUCAGAUACAGGCUGAAGAUUCAGGAAGACGUUAUAUCUCUAGACGAGUUUAGCGACUGUUCUUCUGAUUCCAUAGAAGUAUGCUGUGAUGGCCUCAUUACUGGAGGAAAUCUUGGGGGUAGCCCAAGAGGACCAGGAGUAGAUCUGGAGACUGAGAACACCUCCAAAGACAAAACCCCUCAGGGCCAGGCGAGAGCUAAAGGAGUAGGGGGCAUGGCUUCAAAAAGGGGUAAGUCAGGGCUCCCACAAGCAGCUCCUCGGGCUGAGCUGAAGUUCUACCGAGGUGGAAAUUUAGAGGGUCGUCUUCCAGUGCCUAGCAACUUGCGCAAGCAGAAGUCCUUGACCAAUCUAUGCGUGCUUACGGACUCAGAGAAAAAGAUGCACCUGUACCCGCCCAAGUGGUCAGAUGAUAUCGACAAGCCUGGGGCAGGUCAGAACAAGACCGGCAAGCUCAAAGGUACUGGAAGAGCGCCCGGAAAAUGUAUCCCACUCUCCAAGAACCUUUCCAAGUCGGAUCAUUCACUGUUUCAGGGAAAGACAAAACCUUUUAGUCCUCCUUCUAACUUGAGUAAACCCAGUCGGAUACCCAGGGGUCCUUAUGCGGAGGUCAAACCCAUUAGCAAGUCUGAAGAGCUGGCAGAUGACAGCAAGUCAGAUGAUGAGAUCUUGUCCAGCAAGGCUAAAGCUAAUGGGAAGAAAUCUUGCACCCCGGGAGCAGCCACCCCAGGAGGUGGAGGCAAAGAUGCAUCAGAACAUGAGGAAGAGGACAAGACCUUUCUAAAGGUGGAUCCAGAACUUGUCGUAACAGUACUUGGGGACCUGGAACAGCUUCUCUUCAGUCAGAUGUUGGAUCCAGAGUCCCAGAGGAAACGCACUGUUCAGAAUGUCCUCGACCUCCGGCAGAACCUUGAAGAGACCAUGUCCAGCUUGCGGGGGUCUCAGCUCAGCCACAGCUGUAUUGAAAGCACCAUGUGCUAUGACAGUGAUGAAACCAACGCUUGCAGCAUCUCCAGCAUGUCCAACCGUUCCUCCCCUCUCUCCUGGCGCCAAGGCCAGUCUAGCCCACGUCUGCAAGCUGGAGAUGCCCCCUCCUCCAGGGUCACCGCCCACUCGCUGCCCAUCCGUGCAUCAACGCAGAUCAGCCACCUGCAGUGCAUCCAACUCAUCGAGGGCCUGGAUGCUGCGGACGAUGACCUGGCCGACCUCAAGUCUGGUUACCUUAGUGACGGAAACCUGAAGGGCAAGAGCCAACCAGAAGACGAUGAUGACAACGACGACGACGAUGAUGAUGUUGACGUCGAUGAUGAUGACCUGGCUAAUGGUUGGGAUGAAAGCAGUUCUAUCAGCAGCGGUUUGAGUGACGGUUCAGACAACCUCAGCUCAGAAGAGUUCAAUGCAGUCUCCUCCCUCAACUCUCUGCCAACCACUCCCAUUGGCUCCCGGCGAAAUUCUGCCAUUGUGCUGCGUACUGAUGCCGAGAAACGCUCGCUGGUUGAAAGCGGCCUUUCCUGGUACAACGAGGAGGGGAAGACUCAGUGCCGGACCAGGGGAGGAUAUGAAACGGGCAGCCUUAAGGCCGAGUCAUCCAACAAGUGGAAAAAGAGUCGAGUGCAGGAUGACACGGCCGUCAAAGGUGAACUGAAGAAACCGCAGACGCUCAGCCACCCACCCAGUGGACUGAAGAAGAGCCGCAACCCUCCUGUAGGCGUGACCUCACCGAUCACGCACACUACACAGAGCAUGCUCAAAGUACCAGGAGUUACAAAGAACGAACAGCGAGUCGUGGAUAAAACCAAAAUGGCAGUAAAAACAGCUGGCUUACAACGUUCAAGUUCGGAUGCAGGCAAAGAUCGUGGUGAACAUCAAAAACCUCCCUCCGGCCUGGUCCGUCCCUCUUCUGCCACUGUAAAUUCCUUCGGUUUCAAAAAAUCGGUUCCUGCAACUGGCACUGCCACUGUGCUAUCAACUGGUGGAAAUCCAGUUUCUGGAGACUCUGCGAUUGUUAGCAAAGCACCUAAAACCACUGGUAUUCCUGUGAAACCUUCUAAUGGUGGUGUAGGUGGAGGACGGAAGACCAGCCUUGAUGUUUCAAACUGUGAUCCAGGUUUCAUGGCUCCAAAUGCACGCAACAACAUCCAGUAUCGUAGUCUUCCAAGACCUGCAAAGUCCAGCACCUUGAGUCUGACGGGAGGUCGGCCUGGCACUCGCCCUGUUAGCAGCAACAUGGACACUGGUCUACAAGGCCUAAAAACAGUCCCCACCCAGUCCAGACUGAAGGAACCAGGCAGUGGAAAGAUCUCAAGCCGUGCUAGUACAGGAGGUAUUGGCCCAGUUAAUCAGACCGACCGUGAGAAGGAAAAGGCCAAAGCCAAAGCAGUGACAUCAGAUUCUGAUUGUUGUGGAGGUAACUCGUUAAAGAACGGUACGUUAACUCCAACACAGUCUGGACUGGAGCCACCUUCCAAGCUUUUGGGACUUCGGCAACCAUCCAGCUUGGGGAAAUAUUCAGAGCUGCCCUCUCCAAACACCCAAAGGCCGCCCAGUGCCAGAUCUCUGCCCAAACCUGCUCAUCUGGACAAGGUAAACUCCAACAGCCUGGACUGUGGGAUAGUUGAUGUGGAGAACCAACUUCCUCCCAAAGUGCCACCCUUCUCCAAACUACAGGAUCUAUCAGGAAUGAGCAGCCCAAACACAACCUGUCUGACCCCCAGCCCGGCUCCCGUCCUCAAUGUCAACUCCUCUGAAUGUUUCUCCAGUGACACAGUGGGCCGAGGGGGCAGUGCUGGUGGCUCUCCCUCACUCUACCCCCGUCUCUCUGGGCUGCAUCGUAGCAUGGAGUCCCUGUCCCUGCAGAUGAGUGUGUCUCCUGCAGGGGGCAUUGUGACAGAGUCCAGAUCCAGACAUGAGGACAGAGGGCCAGUUAGUGGCUGGUCAACAGGAAGCAGGAUUUCACUUACUCUCACGAAUGACAGCUCACAAAGGGACAGAAAUACUCUGCCAAAGAAAGGCUUAAGCAAGCACAGCCCCUCACAGGCUGAGGAGGAAAACAAAGAGAGACGUCACUCACACAACAUAGUGAGUUUGACAGAGACAGACAGUCCACCACAGUUCCCUUCACCCAUAAUGACAGCAAAGAUGCCACUGACUAGCAUCAUGACACCAAGCCCCACCUCUGGCACUCCCAGAAUGACACGAUCCAACAGUAUCCCCACCCAUGAGGCCAGCUUUGAGCUGUAUCAAGCCUCUCCACUGGGCAGCACUCUAUCGCUUGCUGAACGGCCAAAGAGCAUGAUCCGGUCUGGCUCCUUCAGAGACAGAGAACCUGGCGAUGAUGUUCAUGGCUCAGUGCUGUCACUUGUAUCUAAUGCCUCCUCCAGCUACUCUUCAGCAGAGGAGAGAAUGCAGGGCGAGCAAAUCCGUAAGCUGAGGAGAGAGCUGGAAUCUUCACAGGAGAAGGUGGCCAAUCUGACCUCACAGCUGUCUGCUAAUGCCAACCUGGUGGCAGCAUUUGAGCAGAGUCUCACGCUCAUGACAUCUCGACUCCAGAGUCUCUCUGUAAGCGCUGAUCAAAAGGACACUGAAUUACUGGACCUAAGAGAAACAAUUGAGAACCUCAAGACCAAGAACAUGGAGGCGCAGGCCGUCAUCCAAGGAGCCCUCAGUAACCCUGAUAUUUCCCCCAAAGAGUUCCGUAUCAGGAGGCAGAACUCAUCUGAGAGCAUCUCCAGUCUAAACAGCAUCACCAGUCACUCCAGUGUGGGCAGCCUCAAAGAUGAUGCCAAGAAAAAGAAGAAAAAGAGCUGGUUACGCAGUUCUUUUGGCAAAGCGUUCAGCAUUAAGAAGGGCUCUAAAGGCAGCUCUAUGUACUCUGAUAUUGAAGAGAUCGCCACUCCAGACUCCUCAGCCCCCAACUCACCAAAAUUAGCCCAUGAAGACGGAGAGAACCCACCCACUUCACUCCAAUCCACCCAAUUAACCGCCUCCUCUGUGAUCCAUGAGAGUACUGAGGAAAAUGAAAGCGAUGAGAAUGUGGUGUCAGAGCUGCGGUCUGAGCUGUGGGAGAAAGAGAUGAAAUUAACGGACAUCCGUCUAGAGGCGCUUAGCUCAGCACACCAGCUGGAGCAGCUACGAGAUACCAUGAACAACAUGCAGAUGAUGGUGGAGAAUCUCAAGGCAGAGAACGACCAGCUGAAAACAGGGAGUGCCCCAUCCUCCCUUGUCCUGCCUUGUGGCCCUCCCACAACCUCCACCUCCCAACCUUCUGGCCUGUCCAACCUCCUCAACUCCAGCCAAACCAAACCACCCAUGACUCUCACCAAGUCCUUCAGCCUCAGCCUCAAUGAAUGCACCAGCCCUGACAUUGCCCCUAUGGAGUCACUGAGCAUAUCGUCUCAAAGGGAUGAGGUCUUUACACGUGUGGUGGUCCGAAUAGCUGACCAGCAAGUGUAUAGAGAGAUGAGGCAACGAGAUUUCUACAUCGGCUCUGUGAAAAUUAAUGGGAAGACUGAUUGGUCUACAUUAGACACAGUCAUCUCCACUAUUUUUAAGGACUACAUCUGCCAGGUGGACCCUGGUGCAAGUAUGGGGCUGUCUGUAGACUCCAUCCACAGUUACAGUAUUAAUCAGAGCGGGAGGGUGAUUGGAACAGAAGCCCCAUCGAGCUCACCAUGGGACAGUUUAAUAAAGGGUCUGGGACUCGUCACUGUUGCCCUCAAAGGUUUUAAAGAGAAGUGUGUGGACAGUCUAGUGUUUGAGACACUCAUCCCCAAGCCUAUGAUGCAGCACUACAUCAGCCUGCUGCUAAAGCACCGAAGGCUGGUCCUCUCAGGUCCCAGCGGCACAGGAAAGACCUACCUCACCACCCGCCUGGCUGAGUACCUGCUGGAGAGGAGCGGCCGCGAGCCCGGCCCUGGCCUUAUCACCACCUUCAACAUGCACCAACAGACAUGCAAGGAUCUCCAAUUGUACUUGUCUAAUCUGGCCAAUCAGAUUGACAGAGAUUGUGGCACUGAGGACAUUCCAUUGGUCAUAAUCUUGGAUGAUGUCAGUGAUGCAUCUUCCAUUACUGACCUGGUGAACAGCGCACUAACCUGCAAAUAUCACAAAUGCCCAUAUGUCAUUGGAGCAACCAAUCAGCCUGUUAAGAUGUCAUCCAAUCAUGGUUUGCAUCUCAGCUUUAGAAUGGUCACCUUCUCCAACAACGUGGAGCCUGCAAAUGGGUUCUUAGUGCGGUACUUGCACAGGAAGUUGAUCGAAACGGAGGAUGAGUGCACAGUUCACAGAAAUGAGGUUCUAAGGGUUCUAGACUGGAUACCUAAACUCUGGUAUCAUCUCCAUACCUUCCUGGAGAAACACAGCACCUCAGAUUUCCUCAUAGGUCCUUGCUUCUUUCUGUCCUGUCCAGUGUCAUUACCAGAGUUUCGGUCCUGGUUUAUUGACCUCUGGAACCAGUCCAUUAUUCCUUAUCUGCAGGAGGGAGCCAAGGAUGGUGUGAAGGUCCAUGGUCAGAAAGCAGCAUGGGAGGAUCCUGUGGAGUGGGUGAGGGACACGCUGCCCUGGCCUUCAGCUCAACAGGACCAGGCCAAACUCUUUCACCUUCCUCCCCCAACCACAAGCCCAAACGCUGCUCCAACACAACAGCUCAGUGACAACAGGUCAAGCAAAGACACUUCACUGCCCACCAUGGAGUCAGAUCCACUGAUGGCUAUGCUGCUGAAACUCCAGGAGUCUGCCAACUACAUUGAAUCACCGGAACGGGACAUUUCAGGCAACCCCAAUUUCUAGGAUGAACUGAAGCACUCACUAAAGGCUUGUGCUGUUAUAUAUAUAUAUAUAUAUAUAUAUAUAUAUAUAUAUAUAUAUAUAUAUACACUAUAUUGCCAAAAGUAUUCGCUCACCUGCCUUUAGACGCAUAUGAACUUAAGUGACAUCCCAUUCUUAAUCCAUAGGGUUUAAUAUGACGUCGGCCCACCCUUUGCAGCUAUAACAGCUUCAACUAUUCUGGGAAGGCUUUCCACAAGGUUUAGGAGUGUAUUUAUGGGAAUUUUUGACCAUUCUUCCAGAAGCGCAUUUGUGAGGUCAGACACUGAUGUUGGACAAGAAGGCCUGGCUCACAGUCUUCGCUCAAAUUCAUCCCAAAGGUGCUCUAUUGGGUUGAGGUCAGGACUCUCUGCAGGCCAGUCAAGUUCUUCCACACCAAACUCGCUCAUCCAUGUCUUUAUGGACCUUGCUUUGUGCACUGGUGCGCAGUCAUGUUGGAACAGGAAGGGGCCAUCCCCAAACUGUUCCCACAAAGUUGGGAGCAUGGAAUUGUCCAAAAUCUCUUGGUAUGCUGAAGCAUUCAGAGUUCCUUUCACUGGAACUAAGGGGCCAAGCCCAGCUCCUGAAAAACAACCCCACACCAUAAUCCCCCCUCCACCAAACUUCACAGUUGGCACAAUGAAGUCAGACAAGUACCGUUCUCCUGGCAAGCGCCAAACCCAGACUCGUCCAUCAGAUUGCCAGAUGGAGAAGCGUGAUUCGUCACUCCAGAGAACGCGUCUCCACUGCUCUAGAGUCCAGUGGCGGCGUGCUUUACACCACUGCAUCCGACGCUUUGCAUUGCACUUGGUGAUGUAUGGCUUGGAUGCAGCUGCUCGGCCAUGGAAACCCAUUCCAUGAAGCUCUCUACGCACUGUUCUUGAGCUAAUCUGAAGGCCACAUGAACUUUGGAGGUCUGUAGCGAUUGACUCUGCAGAAAGUUGGCGACCUCUGCGCACUAUGCGCCUCAGCAUCCGCUGACCCCGCUCUGUCAUUUUACGUGGCCUACCACUUCGUGGCUGAGUUGCUGUCAUUCCCGAUCGCUUCCACUUUGUUAUAAUACCACUGACAGUUGACUGUGGAAUAUGUAGUAGCGAGGAAAUUUCACGACUGGACUUGUUGCACAGGUGGCAUCCUAUCACAGUACCACGCUGGAAUUCACUGAGCUCCUGAGAGCGGCCCAUUCUUUCACAAAUGUUUGUAGAAGCAGUCUGCAUGCCUGGGUGCUUCAUUUUAUAUACCUGUGGCCAUGGAAGUGAUUGGAACACCUGAAUUCAAUUAUUUGGAUGGGUGAGCGAAUACUUUUGGCAAUAUAGUGUAUAAACUGUCCUGUACAUUUGCACCUCCCUUGUCUCCUUAAGAAAGUUUGUGGGAGUCAGAAAAGGAACUCUUAAGAUCUUUCACUUCAAGGUCGAUGAAACUCUCCAACUAAAAGAAAAACAGAAGAGCUUAUCCUACCAGAUCUGAGCAAGAAUCUUUUUUGCACUGUUGUAUUAAUUGGACCUUCCUUAGCUUAUCUAAUCUGCAAGUGCAUGGCAAUACUUGCAACUGAGGAUUGUGGAGAUCAGAUGAUUGUGAAGAUGAGAGAUCUUCUUGUCUACCAUAUUGGGCACCAUUUUUAUUUUAUUUUUUAUUGGUAAUAUCUGACCAUAUGGACCAAAAUAUAUUUAUUCUGUAGACAUAUUUCCCAGAGUAUCUACUCCACUCAUCAUAAAGUCACCUGAACCCUGUACACAAAGGUGCAGUUACAGUGCCACGCCAUUUGAACUAACUCAAUGGAUGCAAAAUGUCAUACAAGAUGGUGCUUAGAAUCCAGCCUUAAAAGAAAGCCUUCAUAUAUCAAGUCAGUUCCAUAGAAAUCUGAAUAUACUAUUUAUUACCUCACAGUUGCAAAGUGAUGCAGUUUCAAGGUGCAGUACAUACCCAUAACCAGGUAGCAUUUAACACUUCCCUCAAACACGGAGACAUGAAGGAGACAGAUGUAGACUGUAGACAACAGCUGCUGAGAAGAUGCACUUUGAUUCAUAGCUUUCAAUUAAGAGUAAAGACUUCAUGAGGGACAAUAACAGAGGUGCUGCUAACAGGUGCAUUGGAGCAGUAUACAACGGCUUAGGCCCGAAACAUACUCUGUCCACGUAUGUGAAUGCAAAUGCAUCUAGCUGCACAAGCUCCAUUUCACUUCUCGUUGCAUUUUGAAAUCUGUCAUAUUGAAUGCAAAUAUGAAUUGCAUUCUCAGUGUUGCCACAAGGGGCAAUAUAGAGGGCAUUAGCGUAUUAGCAUUGUUGCAGUUUUCUCUUUCAACUACUGUCCUGCCGAAGAAAGAGAUCUUGCAAGUUAGUUAAAGCUGAAGUUUGUAACUUUUUCAGUGUUAAAAUACUUUCUUUUAUCCCAGCUUAAUAUGCAGAGACAACUAUAAGUAAGCCAUUCAUAGGUUAAUUGUCUCAAAAAAUGUAAAUACUCUGUGGCACUAUAAAAAUUCCUAGGUUUGUUAAGAGUGACCGGCUUAGACCUGGCUGAACAACAUUACUCAACCAAUGGCAUGAGUUGGGGGUGGGACUAUCUCUGUUUGACCAAUGGCAGAUGAAGUGUGUAUUCGGAAAUGUUUUGAAAACAUUGUUUAUUUUUGCAAUUCCAUUCGGUGGCGCUACUGUCGCAGAAAUUACAUACUUCAGCUUUAAAGUCGAUAUGUUUAUAGCUAGGUACAUAAAUAAUAAUGCAUUCAGGCUCUGUUAAAACCUAGGAUUAACAUCCAUCUCAGGUGAUCCGAUAACAAGUGGACAGAUAUGACAGAAUGCCUUUCACACAAGACGUGUAGAGUAUGUUUCUGGCCUUAUCUUCAGUACUUACUUUUGUGUGCUUGAACUUUGACCUUAGGUCCCCAAGGUGCUCAUGGACCAUCAAGAUAAUCAAUGACUUGGUUCACACUGACCAAGUUUGAUUUUUGAUUUUUAGUUGCCGUACAUCAGUACAACUGAUUUAGAUAUAUUGGUAUUAACUACACUGCCUGAACAAAUGGGUCCAUCUUGCAAAAUAUAAGUGCAUACAGUCAGUUCUGAAUACUGGAUCUGAAAAACAAAUCAGAAUUGUGUGCAGUGUGAACAAAGCCAAAGUGGUUUAAACAAAUGCCUUUUGUAAAUACUGGAGGUUCAAAGUGAAAUAACAUCCGUGUUAGAUUAUAGAUUUACAUGCACUUGUGUCCUUGGUUUUCUGUAACAGUGUAGCCAAUCUUAAUUUAGGGUAAUGGCAAGUCAAAGGAACCCAACGUGACUCUAGGUCUUUUAGAAUUUCUCAAAUCAUUUUAAUAAUCCGUAACUGUAAUAAUGACAAAAUAUUAACAAAAAACUUGUGAUUAAACACACAUAAUAAUAAUGAUUGGUUGACUGUAACUAAUGAUUACAGGUGCCCAGAACUGUACGCGCAUGAAAACUUUAACUUUGAGGAAAAUAAUGAAGAAGUUUAAAAAGGCACCUUAUCAUGAGACGCACAAAGGAUGUGCUGGCAACAAAUCUACAAGAGCAAAGUUAUCUUUUACCUAAAAUUUUACUAUGACAUAAUUGAAAUUGAAUGUGUCAGUUACGUGUACUAACUGGUGUUAGUAGUAACACUAUCAAUGUCAAAUUUUAUUGUACGCAGAAUGUAAAUUGGUGAUAUCUGCUAUGAAAAAAAUGAAAAAUGCUAUGUUUGCCAACACGCCUAUUGCUCUUGAUGAUGCUUGCUCUUGUGUUUAAGUGUCCUGUUACUGUCAGACAUAUAAUCAGAGAAGUGUUUUAUAAAGGUCUUUUGUAAGAUUUUUUUUACUACAGCAUCUUAGUCUGACAUUUGUAAAUAGGAUUUUCAAGAAGAAGAAAAAAAAGCCGGAAAAAAGCAAAAAAAGGUAUACAGUAGAAUUAACACUGCAAGGAUUAAAUAUGAUAAAUAUAAACUGUAUGUGUCUUGUUAGACUUACAUUACAGUGAGGAUUUUCUCAGUAACAAUGGAAUUUCACAGUCAUCUCUCUUCAUCGCCUUUCCUGCAGGUUAACUGCCACAAAGUCAUGUUGCCUAUGUAAACAUUUUCCUCUGAAAAGUGUCCUCUUUAUUCUCUUCCGGAUCGUACAAGGUAUUGAAUUGGCUUAUCCAUAAGUUGACCACAACAACUCAAAAAACAAAUCUAAGGAAAGUGGCAGCAGUGCUUCACUUCACACCAGUACCUCAAAUCUGUCUUAACAGCUCAUUUUAUGAUCAUAAACUUCCCUUAAUUGCUAACGGAUCGUUUGGGGAUUUGGGGACGAUUCCCCACGGUUUGUCUUGAAAAUGUGCCUAAUAUAAGCCAACUUGUUGGACAUUGCAAUACCUAAACUAUUAUGUGUUUUGCAAGGGAUUGUUUGCUGUUGAGGAUAAGAAUGUGAGCGAAUUUGCUAUGCUUUUUUUAUGCUUGCUUAUGAAAUUACUUUGAGAUUUAAGCUCGCCGGUGGUCUUGUUUCCAAAUGUCAUGGAAAAUGAGGCUACUUUGCCGGCUAGCACAAACUAAAGCCAUUUCCCACUCUCCAAAUCAAUAUGUCUCCUCGUGUGAAAGAUGUCAUCUUAGUGUAGUGUGAUAUAUCCGAUUUGCUUUCUUGCAUAAGAGGGGAAUUUAGCGAAUUCAGAUAAAGUUAGGACAUCCUCAAAUGGGGUGUCUAACUAGCAGAGGGAAUGCUUUGAUUAAUUUAUUUAUUUUCUGCUUUCAACUUGUAACGUUUAAUGUUCACACAGGCACAAUAACAAUACAAAACCUGUACGUUGUAAAAUCAUGUUUUUUUUCCCUACUUGUCUUAGGUGAAACAUGCUAUAUAUGAUUGAAUUCUGUUUAAUCAAAACAUAUUUCUGGGUUGUUGUCACUAUGCAGUGUUGGUGUAGCAUUUUAGCCUGGGUCCAGUCAUUAGUACCAAUGACAGAUAACAAUGGUAUGUGAUGAAGCUAAUGUGCACAUUUAAUGGUGGUUUAAUGUUGAUGUAUGUCACCAUUGUUUGUCUGGAAAAAACACAUUGGACCUACCUAUCCCACUGAGAUUUCAAACAAAAACUAUAUCUCUUCAUGUUUGUUUUUAAGACGUGAAUCUUGCUUUGUCUUAAUUCUUUUAAUAAAUCUUUCUAUAUUUGUAUAGAACAUUGCAAUUGUAAACAUUGUAAAUAGUUAACGCAUCUGCGACCACAAUCACAGUAAAAUAUGGAAAUCCGGCCCUAAGAUGAGACACUUUUGUUGUUGUCUUUUUGUAUUAUUAUUUUUUGCAGUCUACAGACUGUCUGCUGGAAAGAGGUGAUAAAGGCAUGUGCUGAUCUGAGAGAAUUUCAUCCAUCAAAUAUUCACUCAAGUUUUCAAUAAACUCGUGCCAUCCCUACA
Messenger RNA from Myxocyprinus asiaticus (Chinese sucker), 11175 nucleotides. RefSeq names its product neuron navigator 1-like. Gene Ontology annotation, cellular component: microtubule cytoskeleton; axon initial segment. Bases 2 to 5803 code for a protein of 1933 amino acids. The record is from RefSeq and is a predicted model, not a curated record. Gene Ontology annotation, biological process: nervous system development; neurogenesis; microtubule bundle formation. The transcript is spliced from 31 exons. Lineage: Eukaryota; Metazoa; Chordata; Actinopteri; Cypriniformes; Catostomidae. Gene Ontology annotation, molecular function: ATP hydrolysis activity.